Molecule: messenger RNA, 234 nt
Organism: Echinostoma caproni
Lineage: Eukaryota; Metazoa; Platyhelminthes; Trematoda; Plagiorchiida; Echinostomatidae
Source: the annotation of a GenBank genome assembly
AUGGAUGAGGGAGCAUAUACCAACCCUGCAAGUGCGACAAAAGUGGCUUUCGAAGCAUCGCAAUUUCAAAUCAGGCGACAUAGUAGUGAUAGCACAACACGUGGCAAAUGGCCCAUGGAUAUCGUCGAUGCUGUGGAGACAGACGGAGAUGGACUCAUGCAAACGGCUGCGGUGCAUACAGGUGGCGGCAAGACAAAAAGAGAUGUACGUCGUCUGUGUCUAUUAGAAGGAGGG